Molecule: messenger RNA, 1922 nt
Organism: Amphibalanus amphitrite
Lineage: Eukaryota; Metazoa; Arthropoda; Thecostraca; Balanomorpha; Balanidae
Exons: 3
Coding region: 45-728 (227 amino acids)
Source: RefSeq, a predicted model, not a curated record
ACUCCAUCGUAUAUCACUCGGACCAGGAUCCGGUCACCGGCAGUAUGGGACUCAAACUGGAGAGCAAUACUCGCAGACUCCUGGUGGAUGACCGUAAGGAGGUCUACUACCGCGCCGAGGUGCAGAACCGCUGCUACCGACGUGAGGUCAUCCAACUGGAGAGAGAGGUCACCGCACUGGAGCGAGAGCUGAACACGGCGCUCGGGUCACCGGACAGCUCCCGGUCAUCGCAGAGCUCGUUGUCCGGGGAGUACCCGGCUCGCCCGCCGUGCCCAGCCGCGCCGGAGCCGGCAGACCGGGAAGACGUGCUCCUGCUGCUGCAGUUCCUGCCGCCGGGUCCGGCGCUGCUGGCCCCGCCCGCCAGUCGGUCUCUGUGCGCCUCCCUUCCCUCCCUGCACCUCCCUGACGGCGGACCGGGCCUGUGCCGGCGCCUGCCACCCGCCGGUAGUUCCACCGAGCUCUGGCGGCCCUCCCGGACCGCCGGCCGCCGUAAGGACCGACUGGUAGUGCCCACCUACCGAGUCAGCGAUUUGAGCGUCAUCUCACCGAGCGCGAGCCUGCCGCCGCCGAGACCCGACUCCCGGGAGCGGCACUGCGCCGUCCAGGAGGGCGUGCGCACCCUGGAGAGCACCCUGGAGAGUCUCAGUGACCGGUUUCCCGUCACCUACCGGAUACAGAUCCGGCCGAAACCGGCAGCGACCUCCGCCGCCGCCAACGGCCGCCUGUAGCGCCGUCUGGUGGCCGGCCGGGAGGACGCUGGCUGGAUGGACGGCGGCAGAGGUAGGUGGCGCUGAAGAGGACGUCUUCAAGUCACUUCUGACUGCUGUUCUACAGCCGCGGUCAUUGGCCAGGGAGCAUCGACUGUGACUUCUGAACUGUUUGUCGCGCAGGCUACACCACUGUGCCAACUGGCUAGUGCUGGGCCCGCAUCAAUUCCCAGGGAUUAUCGAAGUUGACCAGUUGCAGCUGGGCCGUCAGAAUUUGCUGCGUUGACCACAUCCUGGCUAACGGCGAGCGAGCAGGCAAAUUUGAGAAGUGAUAAUUAUUGAUGCGCUCGACCCACACACACUUGUUUUACCUAAUCAGACGGUUUGUUGCAUGUUUACAUCAGACAUGUCCUACCAGCUAUUCAGAUGCAGAGCAGUCCAUGAAGUUUUAAUGUAAUUUUAAUUUCAUUUGUUACUCUUUUAACCAGCAUUUUUUUUUAGAAUCAUAACCCUCAGGUACAAUUGAGGUCACGUGUCGCACCUAAAUAAGUCAGGGAAAUGACUAAUGUGAAAAUGCCUGUUCGAUGUCGGUCUCUGAGCGUUUGUAGUCAGAAGUUGUUAUAUAUUCGUGGAUUUGCUUUGCAUUGCCCAACUCCAAAAUAUAGCCCGCUAAAACGUUGCCAGCUGUGAGACAUGGCUGGAAAAGAACCAUCAACUUUUUCUUGGUUGCCAGCGUGAGAAAUCUGUUUGGUGUUUUAUUGAGCUUCUCAGGUGCCUGUGGAUACACAUAAUUGCUUUGAACUUGAUUACUAGCAUUAUGUGAUUCAUUUGUUUUUUGUUUUUGUUUAUUGCUGUUGUUUGACCACAUCAAUAUGUUCGCGUGUUAAUUCCACCUAACAUCAUUAUCAUUGUUCGGAAGCAAUAGAUGUCCCAAAGUACAAAAGGUGAAGUGGACCUCUGUCCUGUCGCUACUUUGAUUGUUUAUUCAACUGACGUACCAAACUUUGUCAAUAAUUGGAUAAAUACCUAUAUAAUACUGUUAUGAUGUUGAAUGUUUGUGUGUAGCGCUGACAUGUCAGGGUAACUUGAACCCAACACCGCAACUCACGAUUGAGGAAGUGGGAUGUGUUUGGCAUUUGGGAGCAAUGCAUUCAGUGUGAAAUAUGUAGAGCAGACAUUGGCACAUUUGAAUGUAAAAUACAUAUCGACCAGUGA